Molecule: messenger RNA, 699 nt
Organism: Xiphias gladius (swordfish)
Lineage: Eukaryota; Metazoa; Chordata; Actinopteri; Istiophoriformes; Xiphiidae
Gene: txn2
Product: thioredoxin 2
Exons: 4
Coding region: 66-584 (172 amino acids)
Biological process (GO): cell redox homeostasis
Cellular component (GO): mitochondrion
Molecular function (GO): protein-disulfide reductase activity
Source: RefSeq, a predicted model, not a curated record
CGGCACCAAAGCGGAAGCACUUAAUUGGUCCGCGAGGUCAAGAUCAACGUUAGCUGAAUACCAAGAUGGCUCACAGGCUGCUACUACGUAGAAUUUGGAAGCUGUCUGUGAAAGAUAUCCGCUGCAUCCAAGCAUCCACUGCUACCAUCGCUUCCUCUUCUUUUUCCACCUCACUGCAGUCCGCCACAACCCGGGUCUCCUUCCUCUCUCCGUCACGCACUCUGCCUCACUCCCUUCCUCACACCUCUAGCCGGGCAGUCUCCUUCAAUGUUCAGGACCACGAGGACUUCACAGAGAGGGUCAUCAACAGUGAACUGCCCGUGCUAGUUGACUUUCACGCACAGUGGUGUGGUCCCUGUAAGAUUCUUGGGCCGAGGUUGGAGAAGGCUGUUGCAAAACAGAAAGGCCGUGUUGCCAUGGCAAAAGUUGACAUAGAUGAUCACACAGACCUGGCUAUUGAAUAUGGGGUGUCUGCUGUUCCGACAGUAAUCGCCAUGCGGGGAGGUGAUGUCGUUGACCAUUUUGUGGGGAUCAAAGAUGAUGAUGAGCUGGACUCAUUUGUCAGCAAAAUCAUUGGACAAUAAACCAACUAUUACCGCCCUGCCAUUCAACACCAUUCUGGUUCUGUUUUGUAUGAUGCUGGCAUGGUCAGCAGGCCUUAGCUGCCAUUUUGAGGCCGUUUAGCAACCGCCAACAAAU